CUUGAAUAGUAAACUUCCGAAUAGAAAUUCAACAUGAGUUCCAGUUAUGAUCGUGCAAUUACAGUUUUUUCUCCCGAUGGCCAUUUGUUUCAAGUGGAAUAUGCACAAGAAGCUGUAAAGAAGGGUUCUACAGCCGUUGGUGUUAGAGGUAAAAACAUUGUUGUGUUGGGUGUGGAAAAGAAGGCUGUAGCUAAACUACAAGAAGAUAGAACUGUAAGAAAGAUUGCAUUGUUAGAUGAACAUGUGGCUCUGGCUUUUGCAGGAUUAACAGCUGAUGCUAGAAUAUUGAUUAAUAGAGCCAGAAUAGAAUGUCAGAGUCAUAGAUUAUCAGUUGAAGAUCCUGUAACAUUAGAUUAUAUCACUCGUUAUAUUGCCCAAUUAAAACAGAAAUUUACCCAAAGUAAUGGAAGAAGACCAUUUGGUUUAUCUGCCUUAUUAAUAGGAUUUGAUCAGGAUGGCACACCUCAUUUGUAUCAAACAGACCCAUCUGGUACUUAUCAUGAAUGGAAGGCAAAUGCGAUUGGUAGAAGUGCCAAGACAGUGAGAGAGUUUUUAGAAAAGAAUUACACUGAAGAAAUAUCUAAUAGUGAAGAAGAGACGAUCAAAUUAGCUUUAAAAGCUUUAUCUGAAGUAGUUCAAACUGGUGGCAAGAAUAUGGAGAUAGCAGUGAUGAAAAGAGGAGAACCUUUGAAGAUGUUGGAAUCAGAUGAGAUUGAGAAGUUUAUAGCAGAAAUAGAUAAAGAAAAGGAAGAAGAGGCUGAGAAGAAAAAACCUAAGAAAUAAUUAAAAUUAUACAGGACAAUCUAACGACAUUACUUAAAAUCUCUAAAUCUUCAUUGGUCGAUGAUCAUCUUCGUGUAAUUAUAUUUAAUGACAUCUGUACAGGUUCACUGUUGAAUUAAAAUAACUUGUAGAAAUACAUG
Lottia gigantea (owl limpet) is the source of this 923-nucleotide messenger RNA. RefSeq lists its product as hypothetical. Gene Ontology annotation, cellular component: nucleus; proteasome core complex; proteasome core complex, alpha-subunit complex. Gene Ontology annotation, biological process: ubiquitin-dependent protein catabolic process. Bases 34 to 783 code for a protein of 249 amino acids. NCBI's taxonomy places the organism in Eukaryota, Metazoa, Mollusca, Gastropoda, Lottiidae. The record is from RefSeq and is a predicted model, not a curated record. The transcript is spliced from 6 exons.